AUGCAGUCGGUAGCAGUGACGAGCAACUUGAUUCCGACAGAGUUUGUGUCGAGUGAUGCAGUUAGCGGUGCGAGUGGAGAGGAGCAUGCGUGGCUGACAGCGUCGAUUGUGGAGAGCGUUCUGCCAACACAGUGGAACCACGCCCAGGCGCCUACGUUUGGCGUGGUGAAGGCAAGCUCUAGGGUGUACGAGGACGAGUUGGCAGUGUUGUGGAUCUCGCAGCUCGAGGUAGCGGAGCUGGACGCCACUGCUGCGGAUAUGAACGUGACUCUGGAAGUGUUGCUACCGGAGACAAGUGUCUGUCAAUGGGUCCCACUAGACGCCCGCGGAAGGUUUCCUCCGCGCGUCCGUAUAUGCCCGCCGUCGUUGUCUAUUGCGAUGUCGAACGCGUCGAUCAGCGAGGGCGGCGUGUUCUACGGCAACAUCACGGUGGUGCCGACGAAGGCGGAGUUGUACUACCGGGUCCAAGUGUUUUACCCACCUGCUUAUAUUGCUCAAGCGGCGGAUGCUACCUUGGGCCAGAGCUGGUCUACAGGUACAUCAGGUAUUUCCAGCCACCUGCUUUCGUCGUUUUCAACAACCCUGGGGUCAGGCGUUGGCAAGGUUACGACAACAUCGUUGUCAUUGAUGCCGAUUGCAAGGAUUUCGGGGAAUCUGAGCGUGGAUGUGCUGGUGGUAACGUCAACAGUGGACAUAGGCUCGGACUUCUUUGGCUCCGAGUGCUAUCUACGUGCUUCCAGCAGCAAAGAUGUUUACAGCUGUCUACCUUCUGCGCAGUGGAAAUCCAUGACGGUGACAUCGCAGUCGAUGGCCCUGGUGAUCUAUCCAGUGGCGGAGGCUCCGAGGUUUGCGGCAUCUCCAGGUGAGCUGUCAAUCGUGGAGAACGGCGUCGCAGUGGUUACAGUGAGCAAUUGGACCCUCGGAGAUACCGACGGGUCCGAAAGCAUGUACCUACGUCUUCAGUGCGGAGGUACCUCCUGGCAGAAGGUGUCCGUCGACGGUAUUUCAAGUAAUGGUUCAUUGGAUACGACUUCAUCAACGACGAGCUUCGAGUUGCGUCCGCUUGCUACUUACCGGAGUGACACGCAGGCUGACCUAAGUGUGCAACUGAGUCCGCCGUCGUACUUCUCCGGGGUUAUUGGAUGCACUCUGGUUGCACACGCCAUUGACCGCAGUGGCGCUUUCGUCUCGGAGGACACGUACGAAGUUCUGUCGAGCGCGACGGUGACCCCGGUGGCGACAGUGCCACUCGUGUCGCUGACGACGACGUCGUUUAGCGCGGUGGAAGACGGCGUGGCCGUGUGCGACUCGGUGUCGGCGUUGCUGGUGGAUGCGGACGGGUCCGAGGCGUUGUUCUUGGUUGUUGAUUUGGGCGAGUACGAUCGGUACGUGACAUUUGUGACGUGGCGAUCGGGCGAGUCGGUGGCGUCGUUCUCGACGAAAGCGGACGGAGCGGUGCCGUCGAUGGUGUUUGGUGCGCCGUCGCAGCGCGUUGUUGCGGUCGGUGCUGGUGGUGUGGAGAUGCACGGCAGUGUGGAGAUCGGUUUGGUAGCGGGAUACAGCGGCGAGCUGCAUUUGAGCAUCUGGAGCACGUCCGUUGAAAGAGGUUUACUUGCCUCUGGUGUUGCUCCUGACACGACUGUCGCUCGUGCAGGAUCACUCCAAGUUCUGGUGUCGAUUACUCCGAUCUGCCAUGUCGCCAAUGUAGUAUUGAACCCAGUGACGACUACAACAAAGCCUUUGGUGGCUGUCCCUAUUGAAGUGGUUGGCUCGACAAUUGACACGGAUGGAUCGGAGGUUCUUUCAGCGCAAGUGGCGGUGAAUAGUUCCGCAGUGUUGAGUUUAUACGGGACAAAUGCAUCAGAGAACUUGCUUGCUGGUGGUGAUACGGCCGUUCUGCCUCGUGUGGAUUCACAACCGGUCUUCCGCGUGGAUCAGACAUUCACCGUAGUACCUAGAGCGGAUUUUGUGGGGUUCUUUAUGGUAAACGUGACCGUCAAGACCACAGAGUUGGCAACUGGAGAGACGAAAUUUAUAUCCGUCGUAGCAACGAUACUCGUGACCCCGGUGGAUCCGGUUGUGCGUUUGAACUCAGUAUCUCACGCAUACUGGAACGAAUUUGUGCAGGUGCCGUUUCAGCGGCUGGAUGCGCAGCAAGAAGUUGUAAACCGCGAACACCUUCUCCUUUACGUGGAGAAUAGGACCCAGGUUGCUGAUAUUUACGCUGGCUUCAAGCGGCUGGCAGCACUUACACUUGGAGCUGUGGAUCUCUACGUGAUCCCGUACACACUAAGGGAUGUGGUGAGUGUGCGGCCUCGGGAGUAUUGGUACGGCUACAUGAAAUUAUUCACUCUCGUAACUACGGUGGCUUUCGAUAUUGCAUCGACUCCGAACCGAACCGCGUAUCAAGGCGCCAGCGACGGUAUUGUGAUCCUGGACAUUCCUGUCAUGAUUCAUCCGCGACCCAUUGUUCCGUCCUCUUCUCUUGCUACAUCUUCACGUGGAGGCUUCGUUGUUGGGGGGAAACCGAUUUCGCUUACGUUUGAUAGUGUUUUCCCGUACGACGGGUGGGGGCGAUCCAUUACUGGGGGUAUGGCCAGUCAAUUGGCAAUUGCCCCACAAAGUAUUGUGGACUCAUUGUCGACGAAUCUUUCCAUGUCGGUGAACAAAGCUGCUCUACGAGGGGUUGGAGCGUACGGACUGUAUUCGGCGGUGUUGACAACGACAACGCUUACAAAUGUUUCCAACGUUAGGCUACAGCUGGUUGGGGAGGCCGGCCGAGGAGCUCUGGGCUUCGGCAAAUCUAUCAGAGUCUUCCAAGUUGGUGACAACCAAAACGUCACGUUCCCCCUAUCAGAUUUCGGACUGAUGAGCGAACUGAAUGAUCUCGUGAGCGUGCAGGCGCUCAUCGCUGACAAUGCUGUGGACGGGUUGAUUGUUGGAUCGACGCUGCUGACGGGUGAAGCUGAGACGCAGUGGGGAUCAACGGUGAAGUUCAGCGACCUGCACUACGAAUUCCAUGGGAGCAAGAGUCCCACGUGUGUACCCGCUGCGGAGCCGUCGUGUUUACUCAGCCGAGUCAUAACGGUGAUGCCGCGCAAAUACGUCGCACAAACCUUCAACGUCACGAUGAAACUGGUGUCGAGAGUCUCGAUCAACGAUACGGCGUUUGGGUCACUCUCGACAGUCACCACAUUUGCGAGAUGUCGAGUGGUGGUGACGCCCGUUCCGAACACUCCAGCGCUGGUGUUGAACAGUGCGUCAGUGACAAUGCUCGAAAAUAUAUCUGGUGCAUUUACGAUUGUGGAGGCAUCUACGCCCGUCAUUGAAGUGGACACGAGUUUUGAUCCACUUUACUUGGACGGAAUUCAAGUCGACAGGGUUACUGUCACAACUCCUGCAGCUGCUGGUACGGCAGUGCUUCUACCGAGAAGCUCGGCAAUGACUAUCACAUCGAAUCGACUCGUGACACUUGUGCCCCGCCGAAACUUUGCAGGGAGUUUUACGAUUCAAAUCGGCGCCACAAUUAUUGAGACAUCGACGGGUGAAACUACACGCGUUUCAACGAGUGUAUCAGUCAGCGUUGCAGUUGUUGCAGACACACCAGUGAUGCACAUCGCUACAACUGAAAUCCGUGUCAACCAAAACGUCCCUGGCGAAUUCACAGUCACCUCCAUCGCUUUGACGGAUGCCGACAAUUCUGAAACACUCCGGCUUGUGAUUUCGGAUUCAAGUGGAUCGGCGCUGAAGACAGCGGAGGUGUCUGGCGGUGCGCAGUUGGUGAAGGACAAUGCCAGCAGCAAGUUCGUUCUGGCGGCUCUGCCUGCUACGUCAAGCAACUUGCUCAUUCGGCUCACUCCCGUCGCGACUUGGUUCGGUUCAACACAGCUUCAGAUCAGCGCGAUGUCUCGGGAAUCAAGCAACGGCAAUGAGGCCACCACCUCAGUCAGUGUGACUUUUACUGUUCUUCCGGUGGCCGACACACCUACGCUUGUCGUGGAGAAUACUCGUGGACAACUAACCCAGGCGACCCGAGUCGGCAUUGUGUCCGUAGGCGUUCCAAACCAUGCCAAGUUGUAUGCGACGUUGCUGACAGGGUACUUGAUUCCGCGAUCCACUGAUUUGAUCGAAGUUAAGUGGCAGUCGCAGGUGCUCUCGUUGGAAACUAUGGCUGAUAUUUCCUCGUCCAGUUUGUAUCGACUGCCAUCGACUACGACGCUCCAGCAGCCUACCAUUAGUGUGAGCACUGCGAAGUGGGUGAGUUCAAUUACGUUCGACGUUGUGGUCGUGGCAGCUAUCAGCGUCUCGGGUACUUCACAGCGGACCUCUCAAGCUACAACUGGGUAUCUUUUGGCAAAAGGCCAAAGAUCCGGCUUUCUCAGCACGAGGAGAGAGUGCACGGCGAAGACAGGAUCAGGCCCCCAUCGCGCGACACGUGGAACCGCCAGUUGCAGCUGCACAUAG
Phytophthora sojae is the source of this 4464-nucleotide messenger RNA. RefSeq lists its product as hypothetical. The record is from RefSeq and is a predicted model, not a curated record. NCBI's taxonomy places the organism in Eukaryota, Oomycota, Peronosporomycetes, Peronosporales, Peronosporaceae. The coding region runs from base 1 to 4464 and encodes 1487 amino acids. The transcript is spliced from 5 exons.